Tripterygium wilfordii is the source of this 557-nucleotide messenger RNA. RefSeq names its product anther-specific protein BCP1. The record is from RefSeq and is a predicted model, not a curated record. The coding region runs from base 114 to 446 and encodes 110 amino acids. The transcript has a single exon. NCBI's taxonomy places the organism in Eukaryota, Viridiplantae, Streptophyta, Magnoliopsida, Celastrales, Celastraceae.
ACCAACCCCUUUCUCCUCCAUCAUUCACAUUCUGCAGUGUUUCUCUAUACAAUCAAGUUUGGAGAAAACAUCUGCAAACUCACAAGUUCAAUCAACAAACAACCAAACGAACAAUGGCACGCCAAAUCGUCGUUCUGGCACUUGUCCUUUUCGCAGUCAUUGGGUACGUUUCAGCAGCCGACGAGGCCCCCUCACAUUCUCCCAGCGGAGGUGGCGACGCCGGUGCAAUGGCACCCGCUGCAGGGAAUGAUGACAGCAUUGGCAAUACUGAUGAUGAUGCAAGUGCACCUUCUGGAAAUGGUGGAGAUGAUGAGGUUGUUGCUGGGCCUGUUGGGAGCGAGACUGGGCUUGGCCCAUCUGGGGAGACACCGCAGAGUGGUGCCGCUGGUAUUAAGGUCUCCGCCGUCGCUGGAGUUGCCGGAGUUGCUGGCUUCUUCUUCUUCUAAUAAAAAAAGAAGAUGAAUUUACUCUGUUUUUUGAAAAUGUUUUGAUUAGUGUUUUGUGAUUUUGUAUAUUUGAAUAAAUUGGAGUUCCAAUAUUUCCAUCCAACAAAUAAA